AUGGAUUAUAGAUCAUCUAUGGAAUCAUCAGAAACCCUAAGGAACAAGUGCGCAGCUUGUUAUAGGCAGUUCAACAGGAUGGAACAUUUAGUGGAGCACAUGAAGAUCUCUUAUCACUCCGGUCAUGAGCCUACUUGUGGCGUUUGCAAGAAACAUUGCCGAUCUUUUGAGUCCCUCCGGGAACAUCUCAUAGGACCAUUGCCAAAACAAGAAUGCAAGAACAUUUUUAGCCUUCGCGGAUGCAGAUUCUGCAUGAUGAUCCUCGAAAGCCCGAACGCUCGUAGGAUCCAUCAAGAAAGGUGCCAAUUUUCGAGCGUCAAUGAUGGUUUGGCGACUCGUAUGGCGGCCUUAGGCCUAAGAGAUAAGGCCAUCAUCGACUACACGUCGUCGCGCUCUCCAAAAGUGGUUGCACUCUCUUGCAAGAUGGUAGGAGGAGGAAGCGACGGGUCGUUGGAUAUAUGCGCAAGGGUCUGCAUAACGGAUGAGAGCGACAACGUUGUGUUCCACACGUACGUGAAACCGUCAAUGGUCGUGACGAACUACAGGUACGGGACGACCGGGAUACGUCCGGAGAAUCUAAGGGACGCAAUGCCGUUGAAACAUGCACAAAGAAAGAUUCAAGAAUUUCUUUGUAAUGGAGAACCAAUGUGGAAGAUUCGUCCAAUAGGUGGGAGAGGGAGGAUUCUCGUGGGUCAUGGGCUCGAUCACGAUCUUGACCGCCUUCAACUUGAAUAUCCUUCUUCCAUGCUAAGGGAUACUGCAAAAUACCCUCCGUUGAUGAAAACAAGCAAGCUGAGCAAUUCUCUCAAGUACUUAACCCAAGCCUAUCUCGGAUAUGAUAUUCAUGUUGGGAUACAAGACCCAUACGAAGAUUGUGUAGCGACGAUGAGGCUUUACAAGAGAAUGAGAUAUCAGAAACACAAGAUUGAAGCUUAUCCUUUAGCCGCGGACGCGCAGAACCGUAGCAAUCAGGUGGCUUGGAGGCAGAGCGAGGUGGACAGGAUGUCUCCUGAUGAAAUGCUCUCCAUCUCUCGCUCUGACUACUAUUGCUGGUGCUUGGACUCACUCGCUUAA
Molecule: messenger RNA, 1074 nt
Organism: Eruca vesicaria subsp. sativa (arugula)
Lineage: Eukaryota; Viridiplantae; Streptophyta; Magnoliopsida; Brassicales; Brassicaceae
Source: the annotation of a GenBank genome assembly